UCUCUUCAACAAAACCGCCAUCGUCCUCAUGGCCGGCUCCCGAUGGUCGCUGUCUCUUCGGAGCUGUUGGGUACACCUCCCAGACAGGGCAGCCGGGCAGAGGCGCUCCUCACUUCCCAGACAGGGCCGCCCGGGCAGAGGCGCUCCUCACUUCCCCGACGGGGCCGCCCGGGCAGAGGCGCUCCUCACUUCCCCGACGGGGCCGCCCGGGCAGAGGCGCUCCUCGCUUCCCAGACGGGGCCGCCCGGGCAGAGGCGCUCCUCAGUUCCUCCCAGACUGGGUGGCAGCCGGGCAGAGGCGCUCCUCACCUCCCAGACGGGGCGGCCGGGCAGAGGCGCUCCUCCCUUCCCCGACGGGGCGGCCGAGCAGAGGCGCUCCUCACUUCCCAGAGGGGGCGGCCGAGCAGAGGCGCUCCUCACUUCCCAGAGGGGGCGGCCGGGCAGAGGCGCUCCUCACUUCCCAGACGGGGCGGCCGGGCAGAGACGCUCCUCACUUCCUCCCAGAUGGGGUGGCGGCCAGGCAGAGGCGCUCCUCACCUCCCAGACAGGGCGGCCGGGCAGAGGCGCUCCUCACCUCCUAGACGGGGCGACCAGGCAGAGGCGCUCCUCACUUCCCAGACGGUGUGGCGGCUGGGCAGAGGUGCUCCUCCCUUCCCAGAUGGGGCAGCCAGGCAGAGGCGCUCCUCACUUCCCAGACGGUGUGGCGGCCGGGCAGAGGUGCUCCUCCCUUCCCAGAUGGGGCAGCCAGGCAGAGGCGCUCCUCACUUCCCAGACGGUGUGGCGGCCGGGCAGAGGUGCUCCUCCCUUCCCAGAUGGGGCAGCCAGGCAGAGGCGCUCCUCACUUCCUCCCAGACGGGGUGGCGGCCAGGCAGAGGCGCUCCUCACUUCCCAGAGGGGGCGGCCGGGCAGAGGUGCUCCUCACUUCCUCCCAGACGGGGUGGCAGCCGGGCAGAGGCACUCCUCACCUCCCAGACGGGGCGGCCGGGCAGAGGUGCUCCUCAUCUCCCAGACGGGGCGGCCGGGCAGAGGUGCUCCUCAUCUCCCAGACGGGGCAGCCGGGCAGAGGUGCUCCUCACUUCCUCCCAGACGGGGUGACGGCCGGGCAGAGGCACUCCUCACCUCCCAGACGGGGCGGCCGGGCAGAGGCGCUCCUCACCUCCCAGACGGAGUGGUCAGGCAGAGGCGCUCCUCACUUCCCAUAUGGGGUGGCGGCCGGGCAGAGGCGCUCCUCACUUCCCAGAUGGGGCAGCCGGGCAGAGGUGCUCCUCACUUCCUCCCAGACGGGGUGGCAGCCGGGCAGAGGCGCUCCUCACCUCCCAGACGGGGUGGCCGGGCAGAGGCGCUCCUCCCUUCCCAGACGGAGUGGCCAGGCAGAGGCGCUCCUCACCUCCCAGACGGGGCGGCCGGGCAGAGGCACUCCUCACCUCCCAGAGUGGGCGGCCGGGCAGAGGCGCUCCUCACUUCCCAGAGUGGGCGGCCGGGCAGAGGCGCUCCUCACUUCCCAGAGUGGGCGGCCGGGCAGAGGCGCUCCUCACUUCCCAUAGGGGGUGGCAGCCGGGCAGAGGCGCUCCUCACUUCCCAGAUGGGGCAGCUGGGCAGAGGUGCUCCUCACUUCCUCCCAGACGGGGUGGCGGCCAGGCAGAGGCGCUCCUCACCUCCCAGACGGGGCGGCCGGGCAGAGGCACUCCUCACCUCCCAGACGGGGCGGCUGGGCAGAGGCGCUCCUCACCUCCCAGAAGGGGCGGCUGGGCAGAGGCGCUCCUCACUUCCCAUAUGGGGUGGCAGCCGGGCAGAGGCGCUCCUCACUUCCCAGACGGGGUGGCGGCCAGGCAGAGGCGCUCCUCACUUCCCAGAUAGGGCAACAGGGCAGAGGCGCUCCUCACUUCCUCCCAGACGGGGCGGCCGGGCAGAGGUGCUCCUCAUCUCCCAGACGGGGCAGCCGGGCAGAGGCGCUCCUCACUUCCUCCCAGACGGGGUGGCAGCCGGGCAGAGGCGCUCCUCACCUCCCAGAUAGGGCGGCCGGGCAGAGGGGCUCCUCACAUCCCAGACGAUGGGCGGCCAGGCAGAGACGCUCCUCACUUCCUAGACGGGGUGGCGGUGGGGCAGAGGCUGUAAUCUUAGCACUUUAAGAGGCCAAGGCAGGAGGCUGGUAGGUGGAGGUUGCAGAGAGCCGAGAUCACACCACUGCACUCCAGCCUGAGCACCAUUGAGCAUUGAGUUAGCGAGACUCCGUCUGCAAUCCCAGCACCUCGGGAGGCCGCGGCAGGCAGAUCACUCGAGGCCAGGAGCUGGAGACCAGCCCGGUCAACACGGCGAAACCCCGUCUCCACCAAAAAUACAAAAACCAUUCAGGCGUGGCGGCGCGCGCCUGCAAUCCCAGGCACUCGGCAGGCCAAGGCAGGAGAGUCACAGGAGCCCGAGGCAGGGAGGUUGCAGCAAGCCGAGAUCCCGGCAGUACAGUCCAGCUUCGGCAACAGAGGGAGACCGAAAAAAGAAGGAGAGGGAGACCGAAAAAAGAGGGGAGAGGGAGAGGGAGAGGGAGAGGGAGAGGGAGAGGGAGAGGGAGAGGGAGAGGGAGAGGGAGAGGGAGAGGGAGAGGGAGAG
Messenger RNA from Pongo pygmaeus (Bornean orangutan), 2603 nucleotides. RefSeq names its product collagen alpha-1(I) chain-like. NCBI's taxonomy places the organism in Eukaryota, Metazoa, Chordata, Mammalia, Primates, Hominidae. Bases 43 to 2013 code for a protein of 656 amino acids. The record is from RefSeq and is a predicted model, not a curated record. The transcript has 2 exons.